AAUUAAUGAACAGCUGAUUGUGGUCAAAGUGACAUUUUGCAAAAACAAUUGACAUUUCAUUUGUUCUCACCAGUAAUUGGGAGCGAGUUUCAGUUUAUUUGUGUUUGGAAAAGUAAUGCAAAUUUAAAUUGCCGAAAAUGCGCUAAAAAAUGCAAUUGCAAUAGAGUGUAUGACCGAUAAAAAGGCUGAGGACGACCAAAGCAAAACAAACAAAUAAGAAAAUUUCCAGUUCGCAGCGGUAUCCAUGCAAAGGCUAUACACAUCAGAUUGUAGUAACGAUGUCGGUGAACUCACAACGUAAAGCAGUUGCUACGGCAAUGGAGAAUUCGACCGGUGAAGGACCUUCCCUUGAAAAACCUAAUUAUGGAUUAACGACGCGUGUUGCAUUAGCUCGACUGCAUGAUGAUAUCGAAAAAUUGUUGCGUGAGCAUGAAGCCACCUACGCCAAGGAAAGCUAUUAUCGAAAACUACGUUCGGCAUUCGUAAAACCACACGAUACACCAUUGGGAUGGCCUGCAAUAACCGCUACGCUCGUUACAAUGAUUGCGCUGUUAAUUUCCGAUGCAUACCUGGCAGCGAUCUGUGUUGCGGCUAUCUUAUCAUUGGAUUUGUGCGUGGUGGUGCGGGAGAACAAUUUACGUCGCACCGAAAUCUACCGCAAGACACGUCAGGCACUCGCCGAUAUAAGACUCGCUGAACGCGAUCUAUGUGGCGAGUGGCAACCAUGCAAUUAUCCGCAUCUUUGUUGUCCAGUUUCACCUUGCGUGUCAUUGCAGUGGACAUAUCGCGAUGGUAAUAUUGUAAAUUUGCCCUGGGCGCUACUAGUGCGCGGCGAUCACAUUGUACUCCGACCGGGUCACAUAACACCCGGUCCAUGUACAGAAGUGAAUGGCAAGCGCACAUUUGAAAUGCACGAAAUAUAUGGUCCAACACAGGUGAAUGAUCCGCCAGUGCGUCCAUUAGCGCGUGCACCACUACCCGAUUUGGUAUGCACUUUACAGACGACUCCGUUUCUGGACAAUUUGCGUGUCAUUUUGGAAAACUCUUUGAAACGUCCAUCGACAAUUUACAAUCAGCAGCGUUAUUUGCUGGUGACAAAGUACAUACAACAAUGGGGUUUCAUAUGUGCGCUUUUUUUCACACUGUUCGCCGGUCUCUUGCGCAUACAUGGCUUAAGCACCUCACCCAACGCUGGCACACAUCCCGACGAACAACAUUAUUGGAAAUAUGUUUUCCUUGAAACACCAGCGGCCGCUGUGAUUCCAUUACUGCCACUCAUCUUCCCCAUUAUGUGGAUAUCUAUGAACUUGUGGGGUGUGGCACGAUUACAAUACUUUCUCAAAAUACCACAAGUACUUAUCACAAAAGAUUCAGAGAAAUCCUUCGAAGAAGACUUAGACACACCCACAUUCGAUUAUGAUAACAUCUCGCUGUUGCGUUCAAAUGUCUUUCGCAAUUGGUGGCAACUAUGGAAUGGUGAUAGUGAAUUACUACCACGUUCAUCGAAUUUAGUGCAAGUGUUGGGUUCAAUAACCGCACUUUGUUGUAUAGACAAGAAAGGUAUACUGUCGUGGCCAAAUCCCACUGCUGAAAAGGUUUUCUUCUUACAUGAUAGCGACGAUGAGCACUUGGACGACCGCAGCACAAGUUGCUCAACGCUAAAUACCGAAAGCAAUCGCACUAGUCAAGCGGAGAGUAAAGAUGGUGGUAUUGUAGCAGAAGUGCUCGAUCUAACACACGAUCAACAUUGUCCAUUUCGGCUGGAAUUCGAUGAUCACGAAUGGAAGACUCAUAUCAAAUCACUUAAACCGUUGGGUCUCGCCAUACUCCUAAACACUUGCUCGCCGCUGACGCACGCACAUUAUGCGCAAUUUUGUGGACAUGUCACGGCUGUGGCGAUGUUGGAUAAAGAUUUAGUGCCUGUGACAAAUCGGUAUGCCAACGUUGACUCCAGUUUGACUAGCUUUUUGCAUGGACGUUGCCUCUGCGAAUUGGCGAAACAAAUCGGUUUUACCGAUCAUGCCACAGAUCGUUUCUCGCUGGAGGGUCAACUGGCUUCGUAUAGGCAUUUGCAACCGGAAGUGGUGCGUCGCGAUAUACGCUUUGCGCGCCAACUGCAACUCUCGUCCAAGGUGAAAGUACCCUUUCCACACUCGCUGUCGGUGGUUAUGCGCGAGAAUCCUGGAGGUUAUCUUUCCCUCUUCACCCAAGGCACCGCCGACAUUAUAAUGGAUUUCUGUGAUGAUUUUUGGGAUGGCAAAGAUCUGCGUCCACUCUCGGCACAGGAUCGUAAGAAAGCGCUCGAUUUCUAUCAACGCAGCGCACUCACCGCCUACUGCACGGCGUUCUCUUAUCGCCCCCUGCGCCAUGGCAUUCAUGGCGCACUCAGCGGCGUACAGCGUACCGGCGGCCCAAUUGCUUACCUCGAAUUGCCGCCGGAGUCGAAAAUACGCAUGCAGCAUGUCGAUCGCGCUCAUUGCGAUUUUGAGAACACCGGCCAUGCACACAACAAAUUGAGUCACAGCAUCAGCACGGACUCUUUGCUCUUCAGCGAGUGCAAAGACGAUGAUAUCAACGAUGUGGAUGGUUGUUUCGAAAUGCAAUGCCAUCAGGUAUUCAUCGGUAUGGUAACGAUGCAGUAUCAGGCGCAGACGGAUAUUGUACAGCUGGUGGAGCGUUUGGAGCGCGCUUGCAUACGUUUCGUGCAUUUCAGCAAGGAGAAUGAGUUGCGCUCACGUGUGUUCUCGGAGAAGAUGGGUCUGGAGUCCGGUUGGAAUUGUCACAUAUCGCUAUUGAAUGAGGCCGACGAUAAGGCUUCGGUGCAUACGGAUAAGGCCAACACGAGUGGUACGUCAGCGAAUUCGAAAAAUGCAGCGGCACAAAUGGCCGCGCGCACGGGUAACAAGAAUACGCAGACAAGCGCUGCGAGCAACAUCAACAUUGUCGAGUCCGCUCAUGAUCAUCCAAAAGUCAUCAGUACAGUCAUCAAUAGAAACAGCAACAACACUGCCACAAGCACCAUCAACUCAGCCAACACCAAUAAUAUUUCAUUGUCUCAUAAUGUUGAAAUCAUAAAUCAGUGCACCCCAACCAUAAGCAAUCCGACAAACAACCAAAACAACAACAAUUGUAGUAGUAGUAUUAGUAGCACGCAUCCCGCACAAUCACAAAUCAAGCACCUAAAUACUUCGAAUAUUACAGGCGGUGCAGGCGGCACCGAUCACGCUGGUGAUGACGAGGGCAACGACUUGCAUCAUCUGCUACCGCCACCAAAUCUUGAGGCUUCCAAGACGUUGAGCUCAUCAGCGCCCGGCGCAAUCUCCAAUCCCGACGACUACCACCCGGUGCUGCUGAGCUCCACGCCACCAUCGCGUCGCAGCAGCGCCAGUUGUGGUGAAGGUAAUGGUAAAGAGGAGUCGCUGCACAUGUUGGAUGGCGCUAGAGACACUGAAAAAAUGGUUGCAGGCGCUGUUGCAGAUGAGCAUCGUCAGUCGGAGGAUUCGGCGAUGGAUGAAAACUGUCGUUCAAUGAGCAUAAUUACCGAGAGCACGGAACAGAGCGCACCCGUGCACUUCGACAUGUCGAAUCGCGCCAAACUGCCGCGUGGCAUAGAGAAUAUACGUCCACAUUUGGAGCAGGUGGACAAUGUGCCAUUGCAAGUGUCACUUUUCACAGACUGUUCGCCCGAGGCGACCCGCCAAAUGCUUGACAUCAUGCAAUCGUAUGGUGAAAUUGUUGUUUGCCUCGGCUCAUCGGCGAGCAAUUCAAAUGCGAGAAUUUUUUUGCAAGCCGAUUGCAGUAUUGCUGUGGAGCCGCUGUAUCCGCAAGUUUGUCAAGAUAUCGGCGCUUACACAGAGAGCAAUUUGACUAAUAACAAGUUGCGCCUGUUGCGGCUGAAGAAGGACCUCAAGGGCGAGGAGAAGUAUGGCACCCAUGAGCCUUACACCACCGAAGAGCUGCUCGAAAGCGGUUUCUAUGGCAAUGAAGAGCCACAAAUGCGUCCAAUGCAAUCGGCGGGCAACACCGUCUCACCCGUCUACUUGAGUCGCCUGCUUAAUUCGCUGCCCUGCUCCAUUUCGGUAUGUCGCGAUGAGCCGCUGUCUCUAGUCGCAAUUAUCGAGCUGUCACGCCGUUUUUCUGCUGGUCUCUGGAACUGCAUACAAUAUUGGGCCUGUUGCGCCGGCACACUUUCCGUUAUCAACAUUCUUAGCGCUUGUCUCUCCUUGCCACCACUGCUGACACCGCUCAUGGUUCUCUACUUAAUGUCCAUACCAGUGCCACUGAUUGCGCUCGCCUUGGCGCACAUCGAUGUCGAUCCGAAAAUUAUGAAUCGCGCCACAGGCAAGAAGCAGACGGAAUAUGAUACGCGUGUUUUCGGUUUCGUUGUUUGGUGUUACGGCUGCAAGUUCAUUGCGCCCAUCCUGGUUAUGGUUUUCGCGUACUGCACAUUUAUGGCGCAUCCCAUCGAACUCAUUGACAUUGACGAGGAGAAAUUGCACAUCAAUCUGCAAAUGGCACGCAUCUUUUCAUUUCUCGGCAUUUUGAUGCAUUUCGUGGUGAUCUCCGCCUGUUUCGUGCAUCGCGAUCACUCGCUGUGGCAGCGCAAUCCCUUUCGCAAUCGCAUUUGGGCUUUCACUUGUGGCUGCACGCUCCUGGUGCACGCUAUCAUUUGUGCGGUGCAAAUUGCGCUGCAGGACAACUACUUCAAUGAGGCAUGCGGCGUGUGGCCGGCGAUAGUUUUUCUCUACGGUGGCAGCUUUAUCAGUUUGCUAGUGACGGAGAUAUGCAAGUGGCAGGAGAUUAAAGUUAACACGCGCUAUCAACGACGUGCGAGGCUUGAUUUUGGCACCAAAUUGGGCAUGAAUUCACCAUUUUAGGAGCAGAAAGGAGAAAAACACUUGCGACUGAAUCCUUAGGCGAUGUGUAUUUGUAUAAUAAAUAUCUAAAGAGACUAAUUUCGACAUUAAAGAAACAAAAACAAAACAAAAAUGAAAAAUCAUUAAAAAAAUAAAUGAUGCUAACUAAAUAAAUGCAUUAAAAAGACCAUUACAAUUAAUAAUAAUACAUAACAACAUGCAUACAUACAUACAUACAUACAUAUAUCAAAAAUAAACGAUAAGCAAUGCAAGACGUAGUGCCAAAGUUGCAAUAAAACUUAAUUAUACAAGGAAGAAGUGAAUUAAAAAAUCCAAAAA
Molecule: messenger RNA, 5195 nt
Organism: Ceratitis capitata (Mediterranean fruit fly)
Lineage: Eukaryota; Metazoa; Arthropoda; Insecta; Diptera; Tephritidae
Product: transmembrane protein 94
Exons: 9
Coding region: 279-4877 (1532 amino acids)
Source: RefSeq, a predicted model, not a curated record